Callorhinchus milii (elephant shark) is the source of this 1965-nucleotide messenger RNA. It is a transcript of the gene f9, whose product is annotated as coagulation factor IX. NCBI's taxonomy places the organism in Eukaryota, Metazoa, Chordata, Chondrichthyes, Chimaeriformes, Callorhinchidae. Gene Ontology annotation, molecular function: calcium ion binding; serine-type endopeptidase activity. Gene Ontology annotation, cellular component: extracellular region. The record is from RefSeq and is marked provisional. Gene Ontology annotation, biological process: proteolysis; blood coagulation.
ACUUUUUAGCUAAUCAUUGAACUCGUUUUGUUGUUUUCAAUUACACUGUGCAUUAAAGUUUUUAUUUUGAAUGGAAGACAAUGGUGAAAAUCAGCUUUUUAUUAAUUGCCAGCUUUCUGGGGCUUUCCAGGUACAUUGAGUGUGAAGUUUUUCUCCAAAGAGAGAAAGCAAACUACAUAUUACAGAGGCAGAGACGUGCAAACUAUUAUGAAGAGUACAGGAAAGGUAAUCUUGAGAGAGAAUGUAUGGAAGAACAUUGUUCUUUUGAAGAAGCUCGAGAAAUAUUUGAAAACAAUGAGAAAACAAGUGAAUUUUGGAAUGUAUAUGUGGAUGGCGACCAAUGUGCUUCGUCCCCCUGUUUAAACAAUGGCAAUUGUAAAGACGGUAUAAAUUUAUAUUCAUGUCAGUGCCCAGAAGGUUUUAAAGGGAAAAAUUGUGAAUUGGAGACAAUAACACGGUGCAGUGUGAAUAAUGGAAAGUGCCAUCAAUUCUGCAAAACUAAUGCCAAACCAGGAUUGAAGUGUUCAUGUGCAGUUGGCUACAUACUUGGGCCUGAUAGGUUUUCCUGUAUCCCUGAAGUACCUUACCCAUGUGGAAAAGUUGCAUUUUAUGAUAGAGUCCGAUCACUUGACACUUCAUUCAAGACCACCGAUAUUCUUACUGACAAUUCUGAUGCAAGUAACACUUCUGAGACCAACAUUAAUGCUACAGGCAUUUCUGAUGCAAUUAACAUUACUGAAACCAUAAAUAAUGCAAGUAACGUUAAUGCUUCGAUCUACGCAAACAUUACUCCUGAAGCAAGUCUUCAUACCAGGAUAGUGGGAGGAACAGACUGCGAAAAGGGACAAUGUCCAUGGCAGGUUCUGCUGGUAAAUGGAAAUGGUGUUGGUUUUUGUGGUGGAUCUAUCCUCAAUGAACGAUGGGUGAUAACUGCCGCACAUUGUUUUGUACCACCUGUUGAAUUUAGAGUUGUGGUUGGUGAACAUAACACUGCAAUAUUUGAGGAAACCGAGAAGUACCAUAAUGUGGAAAAUUUGAUAAAACAUCAUAAGUAUGACUCCAACAUAGAUAUGUUUGAAAAUGAUAUAGCGUUAAUUAAACUCUCAACACCAAUAAUAUUCAAUACAUUUGUGAUUCCCAUUUGCCUCCCAGAGAAACGUUUUGCAGAUGAUGUAUUGCUGUACCAGGUCUACGGGACAGUCAGUGGUUGGGGAAGGUUGCUCUUUGGUGGAGCAAGAUCUUCAGUCUUACAGAAAGUGGAAGUUCCAUAUGUUGAGUCUAGUUUGUGCAAGGCUUCCAGCAACAUCAGGAUCUCACAAAACAUGUUCUGUGCUGGGUAUGAAGAAGGGAAGAAAGAUUCCUGCCAAGGAGAUAGUGGAGGCCCUCAUGUCACCAAGUACAGGAACACUUGGUUUUUAUCAGGCAUUGUUAGCUGGGGAUUCAGCUGUGCAGAUGCUGGAAAAUACGGCUUUUACACAAAAGUAUCACGAUACACUAAUUGGAUUAAGAAAACAACAGGCAUUUAGUUUACAUACACUAACCUGGAAUAAAAUAACUUGGAAACAAUAUUCUGUAACCACCUCAUGAUCAUCUUAAAAAGUAGAAGAACUAAUUCACAGUUAAACAUAUCAAGAUUUCUUACUUAGAAAUAGUAUAAGGUAGUUGGGUGUUGGACUCAAAUGUGACACAAAGUAAUGAAAUAGUCUGAGUUACAGUAUGUUUUAGGCAUACCCUGUAUACAUCUUCUCUUUUUUUGUAAAUCUGUAGCCAACUCUCAUUUUGGAUUCAUUUUUCCUAUUAAAUGAAAUCCUGUCAUAUGUUAUUUCUGCAAUGUUAACAUUUUUCUGUUCAGCCACAAUCAGUCACACAGGACUGCAAUCAAGUUGACGCAUUGCAUCUUAGUUUGUUAAGAAUAAACUGUUCCGUAUCCAAAAUGUCACAUAAAAGAAUAAACUACUGUUUCUG